CGCCGACCAGGAAUUACGACGCCAACUCCCACCGUCGCCGUCACCGUCACCGUCUAAAACGAGCAGAACAGCCAGAACUGCCACCGUCUUCCUCGUCGAUUCGUCGCUCGUCGUGCGCGGCGAUUUCCGACGGUAGCUGCGCGCAACUACGGGCAUCAGCGCUGAUUGUUCUCUUCGAUUUGUAUCCGAUUUCUUCAAUUCUCGAGGGUCGUGUUCAUAUGUCUAUAAUUAGUGUUAAUAGGUGUUUAUUGUAGCUACUCCCAGAGGGCAAAGAGACAGAAGAGAAUGUCUGGAUGCGGAUCAAUUUAAAGGUGUUUAUGGUUUGACUAUUUUAAUAGCAUGGUAACUUCUAUUAAGUUUUCGCACGGUUUGAAAUUAACUCAGUAAAUUAAUUGAAUUUUUUUGAAAUGUUUGUCUUUUACUUGCAUGUUUUUUAAAUCAUUGUAUUUGGAUACCAACCAGUGACAACCCGGUUCGCUAACCAAUUUAUUCGGGUUACAUGGGUUGGGGUUUAACACUGAGAAAAUUGCUUCUAGAGAGAAAAUGAGGGAGCCGGUGACCGACACUAGUGCCACCACAUUUCCUCCGCCCAUGGCCUUGCUUGAGAGGCUCAAUGACUAUGGCCAAGAAGAUGCUUUUGCCCUCUGGGAUGAGCUGAGCUCUCCCCUGACGAACGCCACCUUCUCGUCAAAGACAUUGAGAAUAUAGAUCUACCAAGGAUUGAUAGGAUUAUACGGUGCUCCUUUUGCUUUCAAGGCCUUCUGGCAUCAGCAAUUGAGCCAGUGCCAGAAAGCUGUGUGUCCGCUGUGGAUGAUCGGACGAUGGAAGAUAGAGAUAGAUGGUGGAAUAUUGGUAUGAAGGCCAUUGCUGAAGGAAAACUAGCUGUGUUGCUCUUAUCUGGUGGGCAGGGAACUCGACUUGGAAGUUCAGAUCCAAAAGGAUGUUUCAGUGAGUAUUUUAAUUUUCAUUUGCUUCUGUCAAACAUCCUUGAUUCUUUUGUUGGAUUCUUUCAAGAAAGGGGAGUUUAAUUGAUUCCUUCAAUAUUUCUGUGAAAGAUUCAUUAGGAAUUACAUGUUGGGUCCCCCCGUGCUUCAUUAUACUUGGGUUUCAUGAAUGUGAUUCAACUAGCAGAUGAAUGUUUCCAUUUCUCUAUACACUAACAUUUUUUGAAACUUUAUAAUUUGUUGGUGACGUCUUAUCCAAUUCUAUCAAACUAAAUGACAAGACAAACAUAUAUUAGUGAUCUUUCCUUCAAAGGCAGAUAUUGGACUUCCGUCUGGGAAAUCACUUUUCCAGAUCCAAGCUGAGAGAAUUUUGCGUGUGCAAAGAUUAGCAGCUAGAUCAGCAAAUGAAGGUGCUGGCAUUGUUCCAAUCCACUGGUAUAUCAUGACUAGUCCAUUCACAGAUGAACCCACACGGAAAUUUUUUGAAUGUUAUAAAUAUUUUGGCCUCAAUGAAGAUCAAGUUACAUUCUUCAAACAGGGAACAAUUCCAUGUGUCUCAAAGGAUGGACGAUUUAUAAUGGAGACUCCAUAUAGAGUUGCCAAGUCUCCUGAUGGGAAUGGAGGAGUUUAUACUGCAUUGAAGUAUGAGAAGUUAUUGGAAGAAAUGUCAACGAGAGGCAUUAAAUAUAUAGAUUGUUAUGGGGUUGACAAUGCUUUGGUCCGAGUUGCAGAUCCAACCUUUUUGGGUUAUUUCAUUGAUAAGGGUGUGCCUGCUGCUGCAAAAGUUGUAAGAAAGGCAUACCCACAAGAAAAGGUUGGUGUGUUUGUGCGACGAGGCAAAGGUGGGCCUCUCUCCGUGGUUGAAUAUAGUGAACUGGAUCCACAAUUGUCAAGCGCAACCAACCAGGAAACUGGCCGUCUUCGUUUUUGUUGGAGUAAUGUUUGCUUGCAUAUGUUCACUUUGGAUUUCCUGAAUCUAGUAGCAAAUGGACUUGAGAAAGACAGCAUCUAUCAUCUCGCUGAGAAGAAAAUAGCUUCAAUCCAUGGGCAUACAAUGGGCUACAAACUAGAGCAGUUCAUAUUUGAUGCUUUUCCUUAUACUCCUUCAACAGCACUCUUUGAGGUGCUGAGGGAAGAAGAAUUUGCUCCAGUGAAAAAUGCAAAUGGGACAAACUUUGACACUCCAGAUAGUGCAAGGCUGCUUGUUCUUCGCCUCCAUACACGUUGGGUGGUAGCGGCUGGUGGCUUCCUAACACAUUCAGUGCCCUUAUAUUCAACUGGGGUUGAAGUUUCUCCACUGUGUUCAUAUGCUGGAGAAGAUCUGGAAGCCCUUUGCCGCGGCAGAACAUUCCACGCUCCUUGCGAAAUCUCGUUGUAGAUUUAUUUUUUCUUUUAAAGACAACAUUUUGAACCAAACAAUCAGGUUUUGAAGACAUUCUUUCCCAUUGCUCAAUUUUUUUUGCAUAUUAUAUAUAAUGUUUGUACGACUUUUUCUUUUUCAUAAUUAAUUUCAAUAUCAACU
This is a messenger RNA of Cuscuta campestris, 2466 nucleotides long. The record is from the annotation of a GenBank genome assembly. Lineage: Eukaryota; Viridiplantae; Streptophyta; Magnoliopsida; Solanales; Convolvulaceae.